Molecule: messenger RNA, 2193 nt
Organism: Exophiala bonariae
Lineage: Eukaryota; Fungi; Ascomycota; Eurotiomycetes; Chaetothyriales; Herpotrichiellaceae
Exons: 1
Coding region: 1-2193 (730 amino acids)
Biological process (GO): regulation of DNA-templated transcription
Molecular function (GO): DNA-binding transcription factor activity
Source: RefSeq, a predicted model, not a curated record
AUGGCCACUUCAAUGGAACUACCUCCUGUAGAAUACCACUAUGGAGAGCGAACAUAUACCUCCCUUCAAUCAAUCGUCUCUGACCCCACUCAUCUUCUCAUGUCUUCAAGCGUUUCCGGAACAACUCAGGCCCCUCUUGGUGGGGAUCUGAACAUCCUCUCUGCUGCCCGCUAUCCUCAGGCUCUCAUGGAGCCUUACAGGGGAACAGAGCACACCUCGCGCAAGAGAAAAGUCGUCGACGAAGACCAGUACUAUGGUGGAAUAGUCUUGCGAGGAGCCUCUGCAAGCGAUGCCAACAACUCAUCUUCUGGUGAAACAGACCCUAUCCUACCCUCGAAAAAGAAGCGAUCCGGAAGACAGCCUGCUGGUGGUGAUCAAGAUGAUCAGUCAGACCCAAAGAAACAACGCGGUCGACCUAGACUGGACACCCAAGACGAGACCGCCGCAGACCGCCGACGAACACAGAUCCGCCUCGCUCAGAGAGCAUAUCGUCACCGGAAAGAGACCACCAUUUCUGCCUUGAAGAAUAAGGUAGCUGCACUCCACGACACCAUCGAUCAGAUGAACAAGACUUUCUUAGACCUACACGAUAACAUGGUAGAUGCCGGCAUCUUGAAUUCUCAUUAUGCUCUUGGUCGACAAUUGAAGAACGCAACAGAAGCUUUUGUGGCAUUUUCGAAGAUCACUGCCAACGAGUCCGACGACGAAGAUGAAAAGAUAGCCAAAAUCACAAACGGCGAGACGGAGGCAGAUCGCACAGAGACAGUCGCCAAAGUCAAGCGACCAACUGUUCAAGAUGUUGAAAAAUGGAGUGGUGGAGGUGGUCAGAAGAGGAUCCCGAAGCCAUCCUCCCGCACAGCCAAAAGAGUCAAUGUACGUGGUACUAGUUUUGAUCCGAGCUCUACCGACGUAGAAGCAGAUGUAAAAGCAAAACCCCUGAACUCCACCAAGACCAACCUUACCGAUGACAACGAUGACGACGGAUUCCUUGCUGCAAUCUCGCAGACGAGCUUCAUCGAUACUUCGAACCUGCAUGGACUGAAUGAGUUGAUGCAGUUUAACGCCCAAAUCCCGGAGGAGACUUCAUUUAACUACCCAGAAUUGAGCGAUGCCCUGAGCAUUGAACGUCCCAUUAAACCAUCCUAUCAGGCCCAGGGCUCAUAUACUUACAGCUUUCAAGAAACCACCUUCGCCCGCCGUCUCCAUCGUAUGUGUCUCGAACGAGCCUUCCGAAACCUGACCAAUCCACAAAUCGACCCAGCAUAUAUCAAGCGAGCGUUUCGAUUUACAUUCUGCUUCUCCAAUCGGAAACGAAUGCUUCAUCGCUUUCAGGAGAUGCUCAAACGCCGCGCUGGAGAAAGCCUUGAGAAUUGGAGCGUGCCUUUCUUUCGAAUUGGUGGCGCAGGCACGCACUUCCCCCGACGUGAUGAGGACGGGAAGCCCAUCUAUCCUCCAAACAUGGUCAGCCCGGCCAAAGCAUUCGGUCCACAACCCUGGAUUGAAGUCGAGACCCCUCGACUGGAGACAACCACACAAGAAAUGCUCGAAAACAUCGGUUUUGGCGGUGAAUGGUUCGAUUCCCACGACGUUGAAGAGUACCUGAAGACCAAGGGUAUCUACCUCGACGGCCAGAGCAGCUUCGUCGAAGUUGACCCGAGUGUCCUCCUGCUGAUCAAAUCGAGCACCGGUAACUCCAACAGCAAUGCCUCCCUGAGCGACAGUUCCAGCAUCUCUCGCAGCCCACAUGAGCUGAGCAUUCGUACCCCAUCACCACUACUCGACAACAUGGCCGAUCCAUUCAUCGCCCGAGAGCUAGGCGACAUCUACGCCAACAAUUCCUCCCUCUUCCCUCCCACCCACAACAACCCACCCAACCCUCUCCGCAACGCAUCCAAGAAGCAGCCCGCCAACAACCUCGACUCCGUCUUCAACACCGACACCAAUGAUACAAAUAAUGCGACAUCACCAUUCCCCACCAACUUCUUCGCCCCACAGCUCUCCGAACCCUUCACCCCGGGAAACCUCUAUCAGGACUUCCUCGGGCGCCACGCACAGGGUCCCGUGACGUUCGACGUCGACAUGUUCCUCGAGCGCAUGAUCGAACACAGUGCAUGUCUCGGCCGCGCACCGGGAUUCAGAAAGACGGCCAUCGAUGAUGCGCUGAGACUGAGCGUGCAGGAGUCUGUCUUCUAG